AUGAAAAGUGCUCCCCAAGAUUCAAAAACAAGGAGAAAGCGUCAUCAUUCCGCUGCUACGCGAUACAACAAGGAGGCUGAGGAUGAAUAUUAUCUGAAAAAGAUUCAGGAAUUAGUAAACCAAAAGAUGAAUUUGCUAGCAGAGCAACAAGAAAAAGACUCCAAGACAUUGAAGCCUCCCACUCCGAAGACAAAAAUGAACAGUAAGCGAAACGUGAGCACUCGGAGGUUGAAGAAUUUCAUCACGACUGUCAUGAAUGGCAAAGAUAUGACACUCGUCAUCAACAAAAAAAUUGUAUGA
Messenger RNA from Lactuca saligna, 300 nucleotides. The record is from the annotation of a GenBank genome assembly. NCBI's taxonomy places the organism in Eukaryota, Viridiplantae, Streptophyta, Magnoliopsida, Asterales, Asteraceae.